AUGAGCGCUCCCACGACAGGAAGCCCAGAAAUGGAGGUGAAGGUGGUCUCCCAGGAGAUGGCAUUGCUUAGCAACAUACUGGCAGCUUACACCUUCAUUGCUGACCAACCCGAGAGAACGGCCUUGGUGUUUCUGGGUGGUGUCUGUAUCGGCCUCCUUGUCACACUCUGCGCCAUCGUCUUCCAGAUACACUGUCGAGCAGACUGUCACUAUGGCAACAGUAAGCAUCCUCACCAUCGCCACAGGACCAGGCAUCAUCCCCGUCGCCAUCCUAGCUGUCCCCUCCAUCAGCCCACCGACAGUAAUCCAGACAGCACUGCUGUUGUUGCCUCUGGAGGGACGGGGCCCGCUGGGGACAGCGAAUCAGAGGACUGGGAUGACACAUCUGACCUGUCGGCACGGAGACGCAGACGCUUCGAGAGAGCUCUGCUGCACGCCACCAUGUUCACAUCAGCUGAGGAGCUGGACCGGGCCCAGCGGCUAGAAGAACGGGAAAGGAUUCUCAGAGAGAUCUGGAUGAACGGACAACCAGACAUCAGUACAGUCACUCAAAGUCUCAACAGAUAUUACUGA
This is a messenger RNA of Plectropomus leopardus (leopard coralgrouper), 573 nucleotides long. It is a transcript of the gene eva1ab, whose product is annotated as eva-1 homolog A, regulator of programmed cell death b. The record is from RefSeq and is a predicted model, not a curated record. Lineage: Eukaryota; Metazoa; Chordata; Actinopteri; Perciformes; Serranidae.